UCGGUAGACAGCCCGAUUGAGCCGCCAUGUUGUCGGAGUGAAAGCCAGGGAAUCGGAGAGUUCUGGGGCUGAAAUCCGUUACCAUCCACCCACUCCGCCUGUGCUGGUGGAAUGAGCGUUGCCUGUGUGUUGAAGAGAAAAGCAGUGCUCUGGCAGGACUCCUUCAGCCCCCACCUCAAACAGCCCCCCCUCGAGACCAUCCAUCCCAGCAUGCCCGUGGUGCUGACGACAGGAUCGGGAGCCCCCACCGCGGGGCAGACCCCUCAGGCCGCGCCCCCUAGCCAGGCCCUCCCCGGGGGAGUGCACUCCGGCCAGGCGCCCAGCGGGGCGGGGGGAGCGGGACGCUCCCAAGACGAUGCCAUGGUGGACUACUUCUUCCAGCGGCAGCACGGGGAUCAGCCCGGGGUCGGCUACAACAACGGGAAACACCGCUGGCCUACAGGAGACAACAUCCACUCUGAUAACCAGGUGCGGUCGAUGGAUGAGCUCAACCACGAUUUCCAGGCCCUGGCCCUGGAGGGGAGAGCCAUGGGAGAGCAGAUCCUCCCAGGGAAGAAGUUCUGGGAUUCAGAUGACUCCAGUAAAGAUGGACCAAAGGGGAUUUUCCUGGACCAGUGGCGAGACAGCGCCUGGGGAGCCUCAGACCACUCGGUGUCUCAGCCCAUCAUGGUGCAGCGCCGGCCGGGCCAGAGCUUCCACGGCGGCAGCGAGGUGGGCUCGGUGCUGUCCCCGCGCUCGGAGAACGGAGGGCUGGGCGUCAGCAUGGUGGAGUACGUGCUCAGCUCCUCCCCGGCCGAGAAGCUGGACUCCUGUCUGCGCAAAGGAGCCUUUGGGCCCCGGGACCCCGAGUCCGAGGAUGGAGAGAAGAGGGAGAAGGCCAAGGCCUCCUUCGAUGCUGACAAGCUCAAGGAGCUGAAGGAGACGGAGAGCGACGUCAUGGACAACCCCAACGGCCUCCCUGUGCAGAACGGCAUGGACGUGGACGUGAAGGAUUUCAGCCGCACCCCCGGAAACUGCCCCCUGCCAGGGGCAGAGGUGGAUCUGCUGGGGGCCGGGCAGGGCCCCUCAGAGGGCCUGUCCCAGCUGGCAAGCAGCAACGGGCCCAAGCCGGUGGAGGACUUCGGUAGCGUGGAGUCCCAGAGCGUGCCCCUGGAUCACAUGGAAUCUGUAGGCAUGGAGCCACUGCAGUUUGAAUACCCCACCAAUCAGAUGCCCAUGGACUCGGCUGGUGCCGCUGUGGGGCUGUUUGACUACAACUCCCAGCAGCAGCUGUUCCAGAGACCCAACGCGCUGGCGGUUCAGCCUCUCACCGCUGCCCAGCAACAGCAGUACGCCUUGGCAGCUGCACAGCAGCCCCACAUUGGUCUGGCCCCUGCCUUUGUCCCGAACCCUUACAUCAUCAGUGCUGCCCCCCCUGGUACCGACCCGUAUGCUGCGGGUCUGGCUGCGGCCGCCACUCUGGGCCCAGCGGUGAUGCCCCACCAAUAUUACGGGGUGACCCCCUGGGGCGUGUACCCGGCUAACCUCUUCCAACAGCAGGCCGCUGCAGCUGCAGCCUCUAACUCGGCCAAUCAGCAGGCGGCGGGGCAGAGCCAGCAGAACCAGCAGCAGGUCAUGCGUGCAGGAGGAAACCAGCGACCUCUGACCCCCAACCAGAGCCAGCAAGGGCAGCAAACCGAGCAGCUGGUGGCGGCGGCCGCUGUGAACUCCGCCCUGGCGUUCGGGCAAGGACUGGCUGCAGGUGUUCCUGGUUACCCAGUCCUAGCGCCGACUGCCUACUAUGACCAGACGGGGGCGCUGGUGGUGAACACGGGGGCUCGCAGCGGCCCCGUCCGUUUGAUGGCUCCUGCUUCUGUUAUCAUCAGUCCCACUGCCGCGCAAGCUGUGGCGGCAGCCGCGGCCUCGGCCAAUGGGGCGACUGGCGGUCUGGCGGGCGGUGCUAACGGGCCGUUCCGGGCUCUGGGCUCCCAGCAGCCGCAGCCCCAGCAGCAGCCAGGCGGCAGCAUGGCCUCCAGCUCCUUCUACGGCAGCAGCUCCAUGAGCUCCAGCUCCCAGAGCAGCUCCCUGUUCUCCCAGGGCUCAGCCCAGCCGGGCAGCACCUCGCUGGGCUUCGGCGGGGGCGGGGGCUCCUCCUCCCUGGGGGCCACGCUGGGAGCCACGCUGGGAGGUUUCGGGACUGCGGUUGCCAAUUCGAACACGGGCAGCGGCUCCCGGCGAGACUCCCUGACCAGCAGCUCUGAGCUGUACAAGCGCACGCCCAGCAGCCUCACUCCCAUUGGACACAGCUUCUACAACGGCCUGGGCUUCUCCUCAUCCCCCGGACCCGUGGGCAUGCCCCUGCCCAAUCAGGGCCCCAGCCACUCUCUGACACCGCCCCCCUCUCUGUCGACCCAUGGCUCCUCCUCCAGCCUCAACUUGGGAGGCCUGACCAAUGGCAGCGGGCGUUACAUCUCGGCGGCCCCGGGAGCGGAGGCCAAGUACCGGAGCGCGAGCAGCGGCUCCAGCCUCUUCAGCCCCAGCAGCCAGCUCUUCCCAUCGUCACGGUUACGCUACGGCAUGUCCGACGUCAUGCCCUCGGGCCGCAGCCGGCUGCUGGAGGACUUCCGCAACAACCGCUACCCCAACCUGCAGCUGCGCGAGAUAGCCGGCCACAUCAUGGAGUUCUCCCAGGACCAGCACGGGUCCAGGUUUAUACAGUUGAAGCUGGAGCGUGCCACCCCGGCGGAGCGUCAGCUGGUCUUCAGUGAGAUUCUGCAGGCCGCCUACCAGCUCAUGGUGGAUGUCUUCGGGAACUACGUCAUCCAGAAGUUCUUUGAGUUCGGCAGUCUGGAUCAGAAGCUGGCGCUGGCCGAGCGGAUCCGCGGCCACGUCCUGUCUCUGGCGCUGCAGAUGUACGGCUGCAGGGUCAUCCAGAAGGCCCUGGAGUUCAUCCCCUCUGACCAGCAGGUCAUCAGCGAGAUGGUGCGAGAGCUGGACGGUCAUGUGCUGAAGUGUGUGAAAGACCAGAACGGGAACCACGUGGUGCAGAAGUGCAUCGAGUGUGUCCAGCCCCACGCCCUGCAGUUCAUCAUCGAUGCCUUCAAGGGCCAGGUGUUUGCUCUCUCCACCCACCCCUACGGCUGCCGUGUGAUCCAGCGCAUCCUGGAGCACUGCCUACCCGAGCAGACCCUGACAAUACUGGAGGAGCUGCACCAGCACACCGAGCAGCUUGUGCAGGACCAGUACGGAAAUUACGUCAUCCAGCACGUUCUAGAGCACGGCCGCGCUGAGGACAAGAGCAAGAUCGUGGCGGAGAUCCGGGGGAACGUACUGGGACUCAGUCAACACAAAUUCGCCAGCAACGUGGUGGAGAAGUGCGUGACCCACGCCUCGCGGGCGGAGCGCGCCAUGCUGAUCGACGAGGUGUGCAGCAUGAACGACGGGCCCCACAGUGCCUUAUACACCAUGAUGAAGGACCAGUACGCCAACUACGUGGUGCAGAAGAUGAUCGACGUUGCCGAGCCCACACAGCGCAAGAUCGUCAUGCACAAGAUCCGGCCCCACAUGGCCACUCUGAGGAAGUACACGUACGGGAAACACAUCCUGGCCAAGCUGGAGAAGUACUAUAUGAAGAAUGGAGUGGAUCUGGGGCCUAUCUGCGGGCCCCCAAACGGCAUCAUGUAAACCCCCUGACUCCACUCUCCUCUGUUUCCUCCUCCUCUUCCUCCUUCCCCGUCUUCACCCCUCAGAACACCAGAGAGCUGGGUUGACCUGCACGGGCCACCCCAACCCCUCCCGACCCCCCCCCC
Messenger RNA from Megalops cyprinoides (Indo-Pacific tarpon), 3788 nucleotides. It is a transcript of the gene pum1, whose product is annotated as pumilio RNA-binding family member 1. Gene Ontology annotation, molecular function: mRNA 3'-UTR binding. Gene Ontology annotation, cellular component: cytoplasm; cytosol. Gene Ontology annotation, biological process: regulation of mRNA stability; miRNA processing. The coding region runs from base 112 to 3663 and encodes 1183 amino acids. The record is from RefSeq and is a predicted model, not a curated record. The transcript is spliced from 22 exons. NCBI's taxonomy places the organism in Eukaryota, Metazoa, Chordata, Actinopteri, Elopiformes, Megalopidae.